AUGCCUCAGAUUCCUACGCCGCCUGUGUCGCGGCCAGGCUCGGAGAACCCCGAGGCCGAGCUGAAGCCCGCGGAAGCUUCGUCGGAGUUGCUUGCUUCUUUGGACACGCUGCUUGAGCAGUACCUACACCUGCUUGAUCGGCAGCAGAAGCUACAGUCGGGCUUUUCAAAGCAGCUGUCUUCGGGGUUUCUUGCUCUCGCCCAUGCAAACUACACCUGCCCUCCAGGCCGCCGAUAUGGUCGUGACUAUUAUGACGAGCGGAUGAAGACAAACAAGAAGAUCUCCAUCCAGACUGAACAAGACGUGGACGAAGCCGAAGACACCCCAGACUCCCUGGAAGAAGCAGAGACACCUGCGUCGAACGAUCUCCUGUACAAUUUCCACAUACAAUCAAUCUCCAACCGCGAGGCGGAGAAGACCGACGAAAAGGAAGACGCGGAAAAGUUACCCGUCGAAGAUAAACAGACCGAAGCACCGUCGCAACAAGAGGAGAUCCCUACGAAACAAACGAGUGAUACAACUUCAUCAGCCGCUGAAAAUUCCAGCGCUGUCGUCGACACCGAUAAUGCAGUCGAAGAGCCCAAGAAACCUCACAAGAAGUUCCGUUCAGACGAUCCCAUCUAUUGGUACGGCAUCCUGGUACCGCCGUCACUCCGCAGCGCACAAAAGUCCUUUACAGAAGGCGUCCGAACCCAAGUACCCGCAUUGGCCGGGACAAUUGUCGAAAUGCGCGCUCUGGAACACAAGAUCACCCAACUACGAGCCAAGCUUGAGAGCUCCACCUAG
Penicillium cinerascens is the source of this 786-nucleotide messenger RNA. RefSeq lists its product as uncharacterized. The record is from RefSeq and is a predicted model, not a curated record. The transcript is spliced from 3 exons. Gene Ontology annotation, cellular component: extrinsic component of endoplasmic reticulum membrane; Vma12-Vma22 assembly complex. Gene Ontology annotation, biological process: vacuolar proton-transporting V-type ATPase complex assembly. NCBI's taxonomy places the organism in Eukaryota, Fungi, Ascomycota, Eurotiomycetes, Eurotiales, Aspergillaceae. Bases 1 to 786 code for a protein of 261 amino acids.